AUAUAAACUACAACCAUUGGACUUUCCAACCAGCAAUCCAUUUGUUCAAUCUUAUCGUCUAAUUCGAAGGUAGUUCUGGAUGGAUGCUGUUAGAAUGUCCAAUGGAAGCUUCAAAUAUGAAUGCUUAUUAUUUGAUAUGGACGAUACUUUGUACCCAAGAAGUUGUGGUCUUAACCUAGCAUGUCGUAAGAAAAUUGAAGAAUUCAUGUUGAAGCAUUUGCAAAUAGAGGAAAGUGAAGUGCCUCAAAUGUGCUUGGACAUGCACAUGGAAUAUGGGACAACGAUGGCCGGGUUAAAGGCUCUCGGUUAUGAAUUCGACGAUGACGAGUUUCACGCCCAGGUGCAUGGUACCUUACCUUAUGAGGCACUGAAACCUGAUCCAGUCUUGAGGAACCUCCUACUUUCCAUGCCACAGCGAAAAAUUAUCUUUACCAAUGCUGACAAAGCCCACGCAGCUCAAGUUCUUCACCGGUUGGCUUUGGAGGAUUGUUUUGAAGGCGUUAUAUGCUUUGAAACUCUGAAUAACCCAUCAUCAGAAAACAAAUGCCAUGGCAUCCUCUGCAAGCCCUCCAUUGAAGCGUUUCAAGCUGCUAUCAUAAUUGCUGAUAUCGAUCCCGGGAAAACGAUCUUUUUCGACGACAGUGCCAGAAAUAUCGAGAGCGGAAAAGCAGCAGGCCUUCAUACAGUUAUAGUCGGAAGCUCGGAGUUGGUCCCUGGAGCUGACCAUGCCUUAGGUAGCAUCCACAAUAUAAAAGAGGCAUUACCAGAGUUAUGGGAAGGUGAAGACAACGACCAGGCCGAGCAAGCUAUGCAGUCCCCUGCAGUUGCAACUAUGGUCCUUGCAUAAUCAUGCCUGCCUAGAUUCGGAAUUGAAUCUUUAU
Molecule: messenger RNA, 881 nt
Organism: Momordica charantia (bitter melon)
Lineage: Eukaryota; Viridiplantae; Streptophyta; Magnoliopsida; Cucurbitales; Cucurbitaceae
Product: Haloacid dehalogenase-like hydrolase (HAD) superfamily protein
Source: RefSeq, a predicted model, not a curated record